Molecule: messenger RNA, 822 nt
Organism: Scheffersomyces stipitis CBS 6054
Lineage: Eukaryota; Fungi; Ascomycota; Pichiomycetes; Serinales; Debaryomycetaceae
Product: uracil-DNA glycosylase
Exons: 1
Biological process (GO): base-excision repair, AP site formation via deaminated base removal; base-excision repair
Cellular component (GO): mitochondrion; nucleus
Molecular function (GO): uracil DNA N-glycosylase activity
Source: RefSeq, a predicted model, not a curated record
UUUGACAAAGAACAAUGGCUCCGUACUUUAACCGAGGAACAUAAACAGCUUCUUGCACUCGAAAUCAAUCAAUUGCACAUCUCAUGGUUAGCAGCACUUCAUAAAGAAUUGACGAAGCCGUAUUUCAUUAGUUUGAAGAAGUUUUUAUUGGCACAGAAGGCGACGGUCUUUCCUCCGCAGAACCAGAUCUAUUCGUGGUCUCAUUAUACGCCGUUACCCAACAUCAAGUGUCUUGUGAUCGGCCAAGAUCCGUACCACAACUAUAACCAGGCUCAUGGACUUGCAUUUUCGGUUCUUGAACCAACCCGUCCUCCACCCUCAUUGCUCAACAUCUACAAGACAUUGGCUAUAGACUACGACAACUUCCAGAUUCCUGACUACAAGGAGUUGAGUAAACAGGGAAGGCCAGGAGGAGGUAAUCUCACAAAAUGGGCUCGCCGUGGAGUUCUUCUUCUCAAUAAUGUUCUCACUGUUGAAUGCCAUAAGGCUAAUAGCCAUGCCAAUAGAGGAUGGGAGACAUUUACUGAGAAGGUUAUAGAAACAGCCAUAACUUUCCACCAACACCAGAAGCAGGGUUUUGUUAUAAUGGCCUGGGGUUCACCGGCUCAGAAACGAGUGGACAAGUUUUCCCAUCUUCUCCGUGCACAAUCAGCUGGCGAAAGUAGUCAAUUCGAGGUAAUUAAAACUGUACAUCCCUCACCACUUAGUGCUAGUAGAGGGUUCUUUACUCUGCGUGUGUUUCGUCGGUGCAACGAUUUUCUUGAAAAACAAAACCAGGAGCUUAUCGAUUGGGGUAUCAUGGAUGGAAACGUAGUUUUAUAA